Rubroshorea leprosula is the source of this 2002-nucleotide messenger RNA. Lineage: Eukaryota; Viridiplantae; Streptophyta; Magnoliopsida; Malvales; Dipterocarpaceae. The record is from the annotation of a GenBank genome assembly.
CCAAAGGGCCUAAUGCUCCAAUAUUCAACUACUCUCUCAAUAAUAAGUUUAGAAGCAGUCAAGAUUAGGGUGUGUAGCAUGAAAAUUUUGGUUUCUAUGAAGCUAGAUACCCCAAAUUGCAAAGCAAAACACAACAUUCCAAGGGAGACCAGCAGUAAUGUGUGCCACUCCGACAGCAGCUCCAACAACAGUAGCUUUAGCAGUAAUAGUUUCGGCAACAGCUCUAGCAACAACAACUCUAGUAACAGCAAUUUUGGUAGAGCAGCUCUGACAGUAGCUCCAACAGUAACAGCUCUGGUAGUAGUACUCCAGACCUACAAUAUGUUGGGUGAAAAUGAGGGUAGAAGGGGGUGGCAAUUUCCUUCGAUUCCCGUGGAGCCUCGCGGGGAUCCUCGUCACGGGGACGGGGCGAGGAGGAAUAUUCCUCCCCGUGGAGCGAGGAUGAGGGGCAUUUUCUCCCCCCAUAGCCCCUCACUCACUCUUGGUCUUGGUCGGACAAUCAAGCUCUCAAGUCUCACCUCACGUUCAACCUUCCUCUCCCAUUCUUGCUGCUACAGAUCUAUUACAGAUCUGCUGUUGGAGCUGCUACAAAUAUGCUGUUGGAGCUGUUACAGAUCUGCUCCUAGAGCUGUUACAGAUCUGCUCCUAGAGCUGUUGUCAAAGCUAUUAGUUACAGCAUGUAGAUCUGCUAGAAUUCCCUCUUUGCUUGCUGCCUGUGCCGGGCUCCAUCUCUGCUUGUUGCACUGUGCCAGGCUCCCUUUCUGCUUACUGCACUGUGCCGAACUCCCUCUCUGCCUGCUGCGUGUGUCGGACUCCCUCUCUCCUUGCUGCACUAUGCCAGACUUCCUCUCUGCUUGCUUGCUGCCUAUGCCGGGCUCCCUCUCUGCUUGCUGCACUGUGCCGAACUCCCUUUCUGCUUGUUGUCCUGUGUCGAACUCCUUCUCUGCUUGCUACCCUAUGCCGGACUCCCUCUCUGCUUGCUGCCCUGUGUCGAACUGCCUCUCUAUCAUCAAAGGCUGUGAUAAAUGUCUAACACACAAGAGCAGAGUGGUAAUUCAAAUUCCUAAUGAAUCAAGUGGUAAUUUUAUGGCAAGCCUAGGUCCUCUGACAACACCAACACCAACUUCAUCUUUUGCUAUGCCUCCUAUUGUAAUAGAAGAAGAAGAAGGUGUUAAUGAAAAUGAGAAGGUUGGCCAUAAACGAGCAUUGACUUCUAAGGCAUGGGAGUCUUUUAAGAGACAAAAAGUUAAUGGCACAUGGAAAGCAAUAUGCAUCUAUUGUAGCAAAAUGCUUGGUGGUGAAACUAAGAAUGGAACAAAACAUUUGCACGAUCACUUAAAGGCUUGCCCAUUGAAAUGUACUACUGAUAUAAGGGGUGGCAAUUUCCCCCAAUCCUUGUGGGGCCCCGCGGGGAUCCCCGUCACGGGGAGGUGCAGGGAUGGGGGGCAUUUUCUCAUCCCACAGCCUCUCACUCAUUCUUGGUCUUGGUCAGACAAUCAAGCUCUCAAGUCUCACCUCACUUUCAACCUUCCUCUCCCCUUCUUGCUACUACAGAUCUGCUGUUGGAGCUGUUACAAAUAUGCUGCUGGAGCUGUUACAGAUACGCUCCUAGAGCUACUGUCAAAGCUGUUAGCUGCAGCCUGCAGAUCUGCUGGAAUUCAUCUUGCUGACUGCUGAACUUUGUCUCUGCUCUACUUGUUGCCUGUGCUGAACCCCCUCUCUGUUUGUUGCUUGUGCCGGACUCCCUUUUUGCUUGCUGCUUGUGCUAGACUCCCUCUCUACUUGCUGCACUGUGCCGGACUCCUUUGCUUACUGCCUGUGACGGACUCCCUCUCUGCUUGUUGCCUGUGCCGGACUCCCUCUCUACUUGCUGCACUGUGCCAGACUCCCUCUCUGCUUGCUGCCCUGUGCCGAACUCCCUCUCUGCUUGCUGCCUAUGCCGAACUCCCUUUUUGUCAUCAAUGGCCGUACAUACUGGUCUAAUUAAAAUAAAUUCCAUUUU